AUGUCCGACCAGUUGCAAAUAGCAAAAAGACCAAAAGAACCCGCAAAAAAUGGUAGAAAUGUUCGAGUCAAAGUCAAUUAUUUAGAAGUUAAAUUCAAUUUCCCUCCCGUCAAAUCUUAUUCUUUCGAUAUUAGCGAUGCAAGAAGAAAACCUUUGAAAAAAGAGGAACGUGAUGAAGUGAUGGCAGCAUUUUUAAAAUCAAAAUCUCGAAAGAUCAUUGCUGCGCAUUACGGAAGCUCAUUGUAUUCUUAUAAAGAUAUUCUUAAUGGUAUCAGAACUAAGGAAUGCAAAUUUGUUCAUAAAGAUUGUUUGGGUGAUUCACAAAAUUAUAUCGUGAAAAUUAAAUUCUCCUCAGUUAUAAGUCUUGAAACCACGAGGGAAUUUAUUAAUGGAAACCCAGAUUUGUCUUGGGAGGAUAUACAAGAAAAUUUAAACGUUCUCAAUUCUUAUUUAAACACCAAAGUACAUACUAUACUUCCUCAUUUAAACAGUAAAUCCAAAGCAAUUUUUCCAGAACUUCCAGAAAAAUGUUUUUUAUCCAGUGGAUCUGAAAUCCUUUCUGGUUUUAUGCAGUCUAUUCAAAGUUUAUAUGUCAAUGUUGACGUUUGUAACGCUCUUGUCAUUCCUGAGGGAAACUUAAUUGAACUUCUACCCAAAUUCCUGGGUCGUAAAAAUUUCGGCAGCAAAAAUUUAUCCGAAGAUGAAAUUUAUUCUUUAACAAGACUUUUGAAAGGUUAUAAGUUUUACUUAACCUAUGACUCAAGGAGGAAAACCAUCGCUAAGAUAUCCUCCAAAUCUGCCUAUAACAUAAAAUUUGAACGAAAUGGUAAAAUGGUUCGUGUUAGUGAUUAUUAUAAAGAAACGGGGACCCCCUUGAAAUAUCCCAUGCUUCCUUGUGUUGUGGUGGUAAAGGGGCAAGGAAGAAAUCAGAGAGAAGAUAAUUUUCCUAUUGAAGUUUGUAUACUAAAAUUUGGACAAAAAAUUCCGCAAUCUAGUAUAACAACUCCAAUGCAGAAAGAAAUGAUAAAGUUAACCAGAAUUAAUCCCAAUAAACUAUUUAAAUCUCUUGAAAUUGCGAAGAAAGAACACUAUGACCAUAAUAAUGAUGAAUACCUUAAAUCCAUUGGAUUGAAAGUAGCUGAUAAAUUUGUGGAACUAGACU
This is a messenger RNA of Diversispora eburnea, 1162 nucleotides long. Lineage: Eukaryota; Fungi; Glomeromycota; Glomeromycetes; Diversisporales; Diversisporaceae. The record is from the annotation of a GenBank genome assembly.